CAGGUUAAAGUGGGGGGGAAAAAUCCAAACCCAGAAACAUCAUUGACUGGAUUGUUUUUUUUUCAACAUGAAUCGUGCUUUUAGCCGGAAGAAAGACAAAACAUGGAUGCACACUCCUGAAGCCUUAUCAAAGCAUUAUAUUCCCUAUAAUGCGAAGUUUCUUGGCAGUACAGAAGUGGAGCAGCCCAAAGGCACAGAAGUUGUAAGAGAUGCUGUUAGAAAAUUAAAGUUUGCAAGACAUAUCAAGAAAUCUGAAGGCCAGAAGACACCCAAAGUUGAAUUACAAAUCUCAAUCUAUGGUGUAAAAAUUCUAGAUCCAAAAACAAAGGAAGUCCAGCACAACUGUCAGCUCCAUAGGAUAUCGUUUUGUGCUGAUGAUAAAACUGACAAGAGAAUAUUUACUUUCAUAUGCAAAGACUCAGAAUCAAAUAAGCAUCUGUGCUAUGUAUUUGACAGUGAAAAGUGUGCGGAAGAGAUAACUUUAACAAUUGGUCAAGCAUUUGACUUAGCUUACAGGAAAUUUCUGGAAUCUGGAGGAAAGGAUGUUGAAACAAGGAAACAAAUUGCAGGUUUACAGAAAAGAAUUCAGGAAUUAGAAACUGAAAACACAGAACUGAAAAAUAAAGUUCAAGAUUUGGAAAACCAGUUAAGAAUAACACAAGUACAUGCAUCUCCACUGCUGCACAUAAAGUGUGAUAAUGAUGAACAUAUGUUUCAAAGACCCUCUACUUUUUUCUGGUGUAACAAUGAGGAUUCACCUCCUUGUUUAGAUAUUUCUUCCAUUACGCUUACUCCUAGGAGUUCUCCUGACUCUAGACUCCCAUCUGGAUUGUUAAUACCACCACCUUCAAAAAGUGGUCUUCCAAAGCCAACCAGCGAAUACAGCUGCCCAAGACCUCAUGCAGGCAGUGUGACACCCAAAUCACCCUCCACUGACAUCUUUGAUAUGGUUCCCUUUUCUCCCAUAUCCCCUCAGUCAUCAACACCUACUCGCAAUGGUACACAGCCUCCUCCAGUACCCAGUAGAUCUACAGAGAUCAAGAGAGACCUUUUUGGAGCAGAACCUUUUGACCCUUUUAGCUGCGGAGCAGGAGAUUUCCCUCCAGACAUUCAGUCCAAACUAGAUGAGAUGCAG
This is a messenger RNA of Leptosomus discolor (cuckoo roller), 1135 nucleotides long. The record is from RefSeq and is a predicted model, not a curated record. NCBI's taxonomy places the organism in Eukaryota, Metazoa, Chordata, Aves, Leptosomiformes, Leptosomidae.